AUGGCGACGACACGGGUGGUUACGUAUUCUUUUCACUCCUUUACAUUUCCGGAAAUAGGCCCUGAGCUGACACCAACGAAGAAGAGACCUCAAACAUGGCGACUCCCAUGCAUAGAAUAAUAGCGAGAAGACAAGCGGAGGCAAACAAACAAAAUGUGCGUUGUCAGAAGUGCUUGGAGAUGGGACACUGGACUUACGAGUGCACUGGGAAACGGAAAUAUUUGCACCGACCGUCAAGAACAACCGAAAUGAAAAAGAAGCUGAAGGAGAUAGAAAACAAACCUCUCAGCAUCACAGGACCUGGAGGAGAAGGUUCCAGUGAAAAGAAAACAAAAAAGAAGGCAAAAGACUCCAGCGACGACAGCAGCAAUGCCGACGGCUCCUCCAGCGACUCGUCAGACAGCAGCGACUCCUCCAGCUCAUCUUCAGACGAUAGCAGCAGCGACAGCGACGACAGCUCAUCCUCAUCUUCCUCCUCCACCUCUUCGUCAUCAAACAGCUCAGACUCGGGAAGCAGCAGCGAUUCAGAUCAAGGGCCUCCAAAGAAGAAGAGAAAGAAGAAAUGAGCAUGCUGGGAAGAGUUGGCUUUCUGUUUGCAUCUUAUUUUUCUGCGUUAUUUUCCCCAAAAAGUCCUCAAGUGUUUUAUUUUUUUCAGCUGGUUUAUAAGGUUUGAUUUAGUUGGACAAGGAUGGCAGAUGAACAAGAGGCUGGUUUAAGCUGUGUUGUUCUGUUUUUCUAACUUCUUGUCUCUGUUUUGUUGACUGUGGCAUUUUCUCAAGUUUCUUAAAGUAUUUGCAAUUAAAGAGGAAACUUUUAAAAAACAAAUAGAACCAAUGCAAUUGUUUGAAUACUUUAAUGUAUAUUUAAGCUAAUCCAUAUAAUCACAAAUGUAUGUAACAGCUGGUAAAGAAAGGGGAAAUAUUGUUCCUGUAAAGUUUGUUCCUGUAAAGUUAUUUCAUUUUAAAUAAACUAAUUUGUACAUAU
Nothobranchius furzeri (turquoise killifish) is the source of this 984-nucleotide messenger RNA. It is a transcript of the gene zcchc10, whose product is annotated as zinc finger, CCHC domain containing 10. The record is from RefSeq and is a predicted model, not a curated record. NCBI's taxonomy places the organism in Eukaryota, Metazoa, Chordata, Actinopteri, Cyprinodontiformes, Nothobranchiidae. Gene Ontology annotation, molecular function: zinc ion binding; nucleic acid binding.